CUGUACUAUGUAUGUAAAGUGGUUCACGUUACAAAGUUUCCGGGUCACGAACACAGUGCAGGUAAAGUAUCUAGACAUAUGAGAGAACGCUCCUGAAUACUAUCCAGAUUUGAGAAUAUUUGAACGUCAGGUUCGACAAUGGUGAAGGCAAAGAAGUUCGUGAUCGCUGCAAAGUUCGACGGACUGCCGAAGGUGACCGACUUUCAGCUCGUAGAGGAGAGCACACCGGAACUAAAGAAUGGAGAUCUUCUAUGUGAGACCUUGUUCAUCUCUGUGGACCCAUACAUGCGGCUUUUUGGCGGUUCCCUAAAGGAGGGCGACACCAUGAUCGGGGAGGUAGUGUCACGAGUGAUCGAGUCCAAAAGCAAGAAGUACCCUGUGGGAACCACAGUGCUGGCCGGGUACGGGUGGCGCACACACGCUGUCGUGCACGAGGACGACAAACAUCCUCUCCCCACCGCGCAACUUCGGGCGGCUCCCGCAGACUUCCCCAAGGAACUGUCUCCUGGGCUCCUGCUGGGGGUUACCGGUAUGCCGGGUAUGACGGCGUACUUCGGACUCCUUGACGUCUGCCAACCAAAGUCAGGGGAAACCGUUUUCGUCAACGCUGCCGCGGGGGCUGUCGGGAGUUUGGUGGGGCAAAUUGCCAAGAUCGAAGGCUGUAAAGUGAUCGGCUGUGCAGGAACUGACGACAAGGUCACCUGGCUCCGUGACCUUGGCUUUGACUACGUCUUCAACUACAAGACCAAGUCUCUGGGCGAGGAACUCAAGAAAGCCGCACCAGAAGGCAUUGACUGUUACUUCGAUAACGUUGGAGGUGACUUCUCGGUGUCUGUCCUGAACAACCACAUGAAGGACCAUGGCCGUGUGGCCGUCUGUGGGAGCAUCUCCACAUACAACAACCCGGAAGCAAAAGGUCACUAUUUCUUUGAAACCAUCAUCGUCAAGAGGCUGAAGCUGCAGGGAUUCUUCGGCGCGGAGUACCAUGCGGACUGGCCGGCCGCUACCACACAGGUGGCGAAAUGGAUCGUGGAGGGCAAGGUCAAGCACAAGGAACACGUGACCGAUGGAUUUGAUCAGACACCCCAGGCUCUGAUUGGUGUGCUGACUGGCAAGAACACCGGAAAGGCUAUUGUCAAAAUCUAAUAAGUAGCAUCCGUCAAAAACUUCAUCAGGUUGGCAAUUAUUCAUAUAGUAAGGUUUUUAAGGCACAGCCAGGGAGUACUUACUUCCAACGUUUCUAUGUCUAUCAGACACCAUCAUCAGGGUAAAAUGACUGGAAACUACUUCUUGCUACUACUUGUAGCCAAUGUAGGUGGCGCUGCAGCAGCAAGAAUGCCGUCCCAAACGUGGCUCAGCUUGUAUCACCCUCGUCUCUCUCGCCUUUUUGCUGCUACAGCGCCACCUACAUCGGCUAUAAGUACCAGCAAUAACCAAUAAGUAGUUUCCAGUCAUUCUACACUGAUGAUGGUGUUUGACAAACAUCGAAUGUUGGUAGUAAGUACUCCCUGGUUGUGCUUAAAGAACCUUACUAUAUGCCUAAUAAGUAACACACUAUCAGAGACCGAUAUUCCUUAUGCCAUGAUGAUUCAAAUUUAUGGAUGACUUCAGCACGCAUCUAUGCUCGCCCGUUUCCCAAAAACCUUUUUCAAAUAUAAUAUAUUUCUGUAACAAGCAGUGUACUUUUAUCUACUGCAUAAUGAGCAUAAUCAUACAGAAAAUUUAAUGAGAGUAUCGUAAACGGACAUUAAUUAAUCGUAUCAUUCCAAUGGUAGUUUCAGCUUCAAAAAAGAAGGUAUGUUGGAAAAUCAUAAUAAUAGUUUUUUUUUCAUACCUCGUGUUUAGUCGUCUAACAAUUAAAGGCAAACUUUUUAAACAUUUUAAGGAUUCUCAUCCAUAUGAUCAAAUUAUCAUGUACUUAGAGGAAACGAUAUGUCAAAGCAGCAUGAACUAGAUUUUACUUUGGAUUUUGGAUA
This is a messenger RNA of Branchiostoma floridae (Florida lancelet), 1976 nucleotides long. Its product is annotated as prostaglandin reductase 1-like. The coding region runs from base 139 to 1146 and encodes 335 amino acids. Lineage: Eukaryota; Metazoa; Chordata; Leptocardii; Amphioxiformes; Branchiostomatidae. The record is from RefSeq and is a predicted model, not a curated record. Gene Ontology annotation, biological process: prostaglandin metabolic process. Gene Ontology annotation, molecular function: 15-oxoprostaglandin 13-reductase [NAD(P)+] activity; 2-alkenal reductase [NAD(P)H] activity. Gene Ontology annotation, cellular component: cytoplasm. The transcript is spliced from 9 exons.